UUUUAGUAGCUAGUUAUACGAUAUUUUCUCGAACUUGUAAGCAAUGAACAAUAAUAAUAAAAAUAUAUAAAUAAAAUGUUGAUUAACGCAAAGAGCAUCCUUUACAAGGAAAUGGUGGAAAAGCUGUACCACAAAUGCCAAAGGAUACAAGCGGAAAAUGAACGAUGUGUGAUGAGGGUAAACGGCAUUAAGAAGAUUAUCAGGCGUCGCGAUUACGACGUUAAGCUGCUAAAGAAACGGCUAGAUAAGCAUGGCGACAACUGGAGAUCAGUACCCAUGGAGGCACCGCAUCCGAAAGGAAAAACUGAGCAGAAGCGUCGUGGACCAAAACCGAAAAACAAACAACCCAUCGACGGGGAGGCCACGGCUCCUGGUUCUACUAUUCCAGCGGCUAAAAAGCCACGAAAACAACGUGUUAAGCAACCCACUAGCCCGAGCUCCAUCGUACAGCCAAUACAGCCACAAACAACCUUAACGUAGUAUAUAUCAAAACCAACUUUAAGAUACAUAAUAAAAUUUAGGCAUAAAAUCAUUAUAAUUUUAUAACUUCUUUAAAAAUCAAGUUUUUCCUUAAGAAAACUAUCUUUGAAAGUCAAA
Drosophila bipectinata is the source of this 597-nucleotide messenger RNA. RefSeq names its product TCF3 fusion partner homolog. Gene Ontology annotation, biological process: apoptotic process; positive regulation of apoptotic process; apoptotic signaling pathway. NCBI's taxonomy places the organism in Eukaryota, Metazoa, Arthropoda, Insecta, Diptera, Drosophilidae. The record is from RefSeq and is a predicted model, not a curated record. Gene Ontology annotation, molecular function: DNA binding. Gene Ontology annotation, cellular component: Ino80 complex.